GUGUCUCCGUGUGCUCUUCUGCGGCUGUUUCAAACAUGGAGGAGAGUGAGAGGGACAGAGAAAGUAAGAAACCAGACAGUAAAGAAACGGUACCUGCUACGGGUUCAGUACCGCAGCAUGAGUCGGACUCACUGAGUAGUGCUGGUGCGGAUGACGCAGAUAAAACAGACGUGUGCUCCGACAACUUCGACCCGCUGCUGGCCUUGUACUCUCCCACUGUCCCGCUCCCUUUCCCUAACAUCAAAUGCUUCAACAACGUCGCCGAGUAUGAGAGCUUUCUGAAGGGCGGUCGGGGCAGAGCCAAGCCGGAGAAUGUGGAGAAAAAGCGGCGUAAGGCCAUGAAAGGAGUGGCUGACCCGGAGCGUAUCGAGAGGCUAAAGAAGCUCAUGGUAAACAACCCGGUGCCCGAAGCAGAGGAGGAGGGGGAGAGCAGCGGCACACCACGCCGACGGAGGCAGAAGACCCAGAAAAAUGUCCUGACGAGGAUGCCCUUAUGCAAGGGCAGUCCUCUGGGUGAGCUGCACCGAUGCGUUGAGGAGAGGAUAAGGGUCAAAGUUCACAUCAGGACCUUCAAGGGGUUGAGAGGCGUGUGCUCUGGCUUCGUUGUGGCCUUCGACAAGUUCUGGAACAUGGCGAUGGUGGACGUAGAUGAGACGUACAGAGAGCCUCUUCUUGGAGAGGCAUUGUACCACGAGAAAGCCCUCACUAUUUCACGGCUCUUUGAGAAGUUAAAGCUCCAGGAAAGCUCAGGAGGUGAUGAGCCAGCAAAACAGCGCAAAGCCCAGGGAAAAACUGACAAGCAUCAGCCCGCAAACCCUAACAUGACUCCAAAAAGCCUGUCUGCUCAGAGACAGGGAGGAGACGGCAGGACAGAGCCCAAACUGUCAGAGAGUGCUAAAACCAAACAGGGUAAACAUGAAAUCUCGCUGAAGGCCCAGGAUCCAGAGAGCUGUCAGAAGAAAGACUCCCAGGCAUACGGGAAGGUCCACACACGUCACAUCAACCAGCUUUUCAUCCGGGGUGAGAACGUUAUCCUGGUUAACCCGCAGCCUCUCUGA
This is a messenger RNA of Scomber japonicus (chub mackerel), 1058 nucleotides long. It is a transcript of the gene lsm11, whose product is annotated as LSM11, U7 small nuclear RNA associated. Lineage: Eukaryota; Metazoa; Chordata; Actinopteri; Scombriformes; Scombridae. Gene Ontology annotation, molecular function: U7 snRNA binding. The record is from RefSeq and is a predicted model, not a curated record. Bases 36 to 1058 code for a protein of 340 amino acids. The transcript is spliced from 4 exons. Gene Ontology annotation, biological process: mRNA 3'-end processing by stem-loop binding and cleavage. Gene Ontology annotation, cellular component: U7 snRNP.